AUGUCCUUACAGCAACAGAAGGGGUUUCCUUUUUACGGCUAUAUGCUGGAUAUAUUGAGCGGCAAGACCGGAACUUGUGGGGGAGGCUCGGAGGGGGAGAAUAACUGGACGUUGUGUGAUCUGAAGAAUGCGACCUCAAACCCAGUAAUCCAAGCUCUGGGAGAAGGAUCUAGGUUAAAACAACAAGGCGAGCCAGGGAUAGAUGGAGUCAUGAAGCAUACAGCAUCAAUUUGUAUAGGGUUAGCCAUAUGGGCUGCCAAUCUGAGUAAAACCGAGGGAAGAGGAAAUAUAUUCCAGGAGGGGGCCUGUAAACCCAAUGACACGGGGAAGAGGAUUACCGGAGGAACAUACCAAGCGAGCAAGUGUCCCGAGCGGGGAAGGAGUGAGGAGUGGGAGAAAUAUGCGCGAGGGAGCCCAAUGGAUUGGAGCAAUGAAAAUGCAAAGACCUUGAGAGUGUGUCGUGACAUAAUAGAGAUGCUAGUCCAAUCUUUUAAGAUGGAUCAUACAAAAGGAAAAGGGGGAGAGACCGUAGAAUUGGAUAAGGAUGGUUGCGACCAAUUUUACACUUUAUUGAGGAAGUGGUCCAGCCAAUCGAUGGCAGAUAGGAUUAUGUCGGAAUGGUUUACAGACGGAGGGUAUAACGUGGGAGGUAGCAAACAGUAUACCUUAGGGGGGAAUGAUUUCUUUGAGGUAGUACAGAGUCUCAUCUAUACGGAAGGAGUGAUAGAUAAGGAUUUCAGUUGUGGACUCAAAACAGAUCUAAGCGGGAAAGCGUCUUCAUUAGAGGGCAAAUGGGGAUAUAAGAGUUUAAGGGAGGCAAAGUCUGAAACACACCCCAUAUCAAACAGGCAGGGGGCAGGGGGGCACCUUCAGGAAGAAUCCUCAAAAGUCUCCACAGGCGAACAAUCAGCGGGACAAUCCCCAGGCUCCCGAAACGGAAGCAGUUCAACAAGAACCGGGGGGAAGGGGACAGAGGCAAUAACUUCAGACUUCAGCCAAGGAAAACAGGGAACUCGAGACCGAAAAGACAAUCGACUGGAAACCACAAGCUAUAUGGGGGGAAGCGGAGCAGGCCUCUGGGGCAGCGUAGCGGGAGGAAUCGGGACAUUAUUAAUGGCGUCGGCAGGUGCUUACGGUAUAUAUAGAAUAUUGGGAACACCAGGAAAAAUCAGGGACAGGAAGGGGACACUACGCUUGAAGCAGUCGGAGACUUUAGACGGUGCAGCGCCAGAGAGGAGAAAUCGUGACAAAUUUGUUUAUGUCAGAGCCUCAACCACCCCGCCUUAG
Plasmodium inui San Antonio 1 is the source of this 1287-nucleotide messenger RNA. RefSeq lists its product as hypothetical. Lineage: Eukaryota; Apicomplexa; Aconoidasida; Haemosporida; Plasmodiidae. Bases 1 to 1287 code for a protein of 428 amino acids. The transcript has a single exon. The record is from RefSeq and is a predicted model, not a curated record.